UUGAGCAACAUGGUUGAAAUGCGCGUAAUUGUGCUAAUACAAAUUUUGUGGAUUUGCAAUACUUUUGGUUUUGUAAGAUACAUCAUAAAUGUUCCCAUCAAAGAGGGAGAAGUUUGUCAGACGGAGUUUUUGGACGGUGGAAAGUGUAUGAAUGUAGAGUUGUGUGAUUCAGCUUUUAUUCACUCGUUGUCGUAUGAGGAUCAUUCGUCCGCCUGCCAACAAAAUGCUUUUUACAAUGUGUUUUGCUGUCAACCUUUUCUGGAUUUCUGUAAACAUCGUAAAAAACCUCAUAUCGCGCACGGUACUGAAGCGGAACCAGGAACGUUUCCUCACCUUGCCCGGUUGGGUGUUAAAAGUGAUGACGGUGAGAUCGAAUGGAGGUGCAGUGCAAAUAUUAUAUCGGUGAAAUUUCUUCUAACAGCCGCUCAUUGUAAAGCAGCGGCGGCCUUAGCAGGAGUUGGGUGUACUGGGGCAGCAGCAUGUGAACAACAGAUUACUGUAAAGGACUUCAUUUCACAUUUAAAUUACAAUCCAACAAAAAAAUAUCACGACAUUGCUGUAGUGAAGUUACAUAAAAAUAUAGAGUUUAACGUGCGCGUUCUUCCAAUCUGUCCAUAUGCCAAUAAGAACGAUAUACCGGACACGGAAGAUAUGAUUAUUGCUGGAUGGGGCACCACGGAAAAUCUUUCGAAUGCGAAAUCUUUGAUGUAUGCGACUGUGCGGACAGUACCAAUAAAAAAAUGCCGAGACAACUAUAUGGAGGUAGCAGCAAUUCUAGGCAAAAGGUUAAGUGAUGGAGUACUGGCUGAACAGUACUGCGCUCGGGGAUCCUUGGUGGAACCUGUUAAUGAAUAUAGCGAUGCGUGCCAAGGAGAUUCUGGUGGACCAUUACAAGUGAAGCAGGGCAAUGAUAUAUACUUGGUAGGAGUUAUAUCGGUUGGAAUUGGGUGUGCUUCAGCUCUGCCUGGAUUAUACGCACGUGUUGCUGCUUAUUUCGAUUGGAUUAAUGCCACAAUUACAGGAUCUCCUUAG
Messenger RNA from Anopheles marshallii, 1032 nucleotides. Its product is annotated as CLIP domain-containing serine protease C9-like. The record is from RefSeq and is a predicted model, not a curated record. Bases 10 to 1032 code for a protein of 340 amino acids. Gene Ontology annotation, molecular function: serine-type endopeptidase activity. The transcript has 3 exons. Gene Ontology annotation, biological process: proteolysis. NCBI's taxonomy places the organism in Eukaryota, Metazoa, Arthropoda, Insecta, Diptera, Culicidae.